Molecule: messenger RNA, 792 nt
Organism: Parasteatoda tepidariorum (common house spider)
Lineage: Eukaryota; Metazoa; Arthropoda; Arachnida; Araneae; Theridiidae
Product: zinc finger protein 300-like
Source: RefSeq, a predicted model, not a curated record
AUGUGUGAUAGAACAUUUUCGCAGAAAGUCAACUUAAAUAAACCUUAUCCCUGUAGUGUGUGUGAUAAAGUAUUUGCAUCAAAAUGUAAUGUAAUGAAACACUGUCUUCUUCAUACUGGAGAAAAACCUUAUUCUUGCAGUGUAUGUAAUAAACCUUUCACACAUAAAAGAAGUCUAAAUCGGCAUUAUCUUGUUCAUACUGGUGAAAAACCUUAUUUAUGUACUGUUUGUUAUAAAUCAUUUUCACAGAAAGGCAACUUAAAGGAACACUCUCUUGUUCACACUAGAGAAAAACCUUUUUCAUGUGAUUUAUGUGAAAAAACAUUCGCUCAAAAACGUCAUUUAAUUCAACAUUAUCUUGUUCAUAGCGGAGAGAAGCCCCAUUCAUGUAAUGUAUGUGAUAAAACAUUCUCACUUAAACGUACUUUAAAUCAACAUUAUCUGGUUCAUAGUGGAGAAAAACCUUAUUCAUGUAGUGUAUGUGAUAAAACAUUCUCACAGAAACCACAUUUAAAUCAACACUAUCUUGUUCAUACUGGAGUAAAGCCUUAUAUAUGUGAUGUGUGUAAUAAAUCAUUUUCCCAGAAAGUUCAUUUAAAUAAACAUUAUCUUGUUCAUAGUGGAGAAAAGCCCUAUUCUUGCGAUGAAUGUGAUAAGAAAUUUUCUCAUAAACAUCAUUUAAAAAAACAUUCACAAAUUCAUACUAGUGAAAAACUUUAUGCUUGCAGCUUGUGUGAUAAAUCAUUUCUACAGAAAGCUAGGUUUAAUAAACAUAUUCUUGGUCAUACUUGA